Molecule: messenger RNA, 925 nt
Organism: Tribolium madens (black flour beetle)
Lineage: Eukaryota; Metazoa; Arthropoda; Insecta; Coleoptera; Tenebrionidae
Gene: Taf12
Product: transcription initiation factor TFIID subunit 12
Exons: 1
Coding region: 238-831 (197 amino acids)
Biological process (GO): DNA-templated transcription initiation; RNA polymerase II preinitiation complex assembly
Cellular component (GO): SAGA complex; transcription factor TFIID complex; SLIK (SAGA-like) complex
Molecular function (GO): DNA binding; TBP-class protein binding; protein heterodimerization activity
Source: RefSeq, a predicted model, not a curated record
CAAGUAAGAAAAUGUCAAAUGUCAAUUUUUGAUGUCAAAUGACAACAAAAAGUUUGAAGGUGGAAGCUAACAAAUUGUUUAAUUUUUCUGCAUAAUUACUGCAGAACUGUUAAUUUCGUGAAAUUAAUUUAAUAAGUACUGUGAGGAACUAUCAAUGGAGUGUCCAAAUAAGUGAUUUUCAUAGUUUUAUUGACUAUAACAUAACCCUACUUUUCGCCCUAUAAGUUUAUUAUCACCAUGUCGGUGCCCAAUUUGACCAACAACCUGAUCCAGCCGCAGAACAUCGUAAUCAACCAAGUGCCCAUCCCCCACACUAUCAUGACGAACGUCAAUGCAAACAACGGAAUUCCUCUCACAGCAUUAUCGCACGCCCCUGCUACAGUCGAUCAAUCAAAUGAGAUGAAACCUGGGAUUGUUGUGGAGACAAUUCCCAUGGCGGGGGCAAGCCUCGUGGGAGUCCAGACGGUGCAAACCCCAAUGAAGACCGUUCAGGGUUCAGAUCAUGCCCAAAUUUUGACCAAACAGAGACUCCAAGACCUGGUGCGCGACACCGACUCCACGCUUAACCUUGAGGACGAGGUUGAGGAAAUAAUAUUGAAUUACGUGGACGAGUUUGUUGAUCGGUGUCUCAAUGGGGCUGCCCUAAUCGCGAAAAAUCGGCGAGUUAAUACGAUUGAAGUGAAAGAUGUUCAGCAGUUCUUGAAUAGGAAUUAUAAUAUGUGGACCCCUGGGUUUGGAACAGAUGAGUUGAGGCCGUACAAGAGGAGUCUCACAACGGAGGCGCACAAACAGCGUCUAGCAUUGAUCAGAAAGACUUUGAAGAAAUAUUGAAUUUGUUUAUUUUUGUAAAUAAAAGACGAUUCACAGUCAGAAUAUUUAUUGCUAUAUUCAACCAAUAGUAUAAUACAAAUAUAGUAAAAAUACA